Beta vulgaris subsp. vulgaris (sugar beet) is the source of this 1914-nucleotide messenger RNA. RefSeq lists its product as uncharacterized. The transcript has 2 exons. The record is from RefSeq and is a predicted model, not a curated record. Lineage: Eukaryota; Viridiplantae; Streptophyta; Magnoliopsida; Caryophyllales; Amaranthaceae. Bases 1 to 1914 code for a protein of 637 amino acids.
AUGGAAGCUCCCCCAUUCCCAAAGGUUAAGCUUCCGACGAUUAUUGAACCUUUUGACGGUACUACAGAUCCAGAUGAUCAUCUAUCAGCCUACAAACACCAGAUGUACGUCCAGGGAGUUGAUGACGCUACCUGGUGUAAGAACUUCCCAGCCACACUGAAAGGAGUGGCGCAGAAGUGGUUUAACAAUCUUCCUCCUAACUCAGUGAACAACUUCACUGAGCUUAGUAUAUUGUUUACCAGCCAUUUUGUAGCUAAUCGGCAAGAGCAGAAGCCCAGCAUGCAUUUGGGCAAGGUCGUCCAAGGGCCUAAGGAAGCCUUGAGAAGUUAUGUGAAGAGUUUUAAGUUUGAUUUGGUGAAAAAGAAAAUAUCCACACUAACUGAGGCCCUAAAAGAAGCCGAGGCUUUUAUUCAUGCUACGGAGGUUUGUGCGGAAGCAAAACAUAUGGAGGCAAAGAAAGUUGAAGAGGCUGCUCAGCCAAAAAAGAGUGUUCUCAAGAAAGCUGAAACUUGGGCAAUGACCUCAAUGACGACGACCUCCAAGAGAACCAUGAAAUCUGAACCGGCAGCCUCAGCCGAGCCCAUAGAGUUCAGCAAGGAUCAGUAUUCCAUUCUCAUGGAAAUCAAGGAUCAACAUGAGCUGAAGGCGCCGGCAGAGUUGAAGACGCCCUACAGAAACAAGGACAAAAGUAAGUACUGUCAUUUCCAGAAAGAUUGUGGUCAUGAGACGAAUGAGUGUAAACAUCUGAAAAGAGCGUUGGAAGACUUAGCCCGCAAGGGUAAAAUGAACUCUUAUCUAUCUCAGUCAAGUAGAAAGUUCCAGAAGAGAGACGAUCAUCAUGGAAGAAGAAAAGAUGAUGAGAGCACUGAUGAGGAUGUGGUGAUGGUAAUUUCUGGAGGAUUUGCAGCCGGAGGUCCUACAAAUCGCGGCCACAAAAACUAUUUGAGGGAACUCAGCCAGGUGAUGCUCACCAACCAGGCUAAGGCUGACCCUUUUCCCAAAAUAGUGGUCAGCGAGCAGGACCGGGGGAACAUAAGAACGCCUCAUGAUGACCCAUUGGUGGUAGAGAUGAAGAUUGCCAAUCUUAGGGUACGGCGGAUCCUAAUUGAUACAGGAAGUUCUACCGAUAUCAUCAGUGCGGAUUGUCUAUCAAGGUUGAAGUUUGAUGAAAAUGAGUUAGUGCCCAUCAAUCAUCCUAUUAUUGGCUUCGGCGGAGGAGUCAUUCAUCCCACGGGGACAGUCACUCUACCCGUCAGGGUGGGAGAUAAAGAGGCUGGCCGAACGCUUUUUGUAAAAUUCUUGGUAGUACGAGAUCUGACAGCUUAUAAUAUCAUUCUCCGACGACAUACCUUGAAUCACAUCAAAGCCGUCAUAGUGACUCAUCUGAUGCUUAUGAAAUUCGAAUGUGAUGGUGGGAAGAUUGGAUCCCUUUAUGGAGAUCAGCAGGCCGCGAGAGAAUGCUACCUUACCACCCUAAAACCAUCAUCAUGGAAAGGAGAGAAGUCAGAGAGGCCAAGGGCCAUGGAGGAUGAACCGGUCGAGAAGUUAAAACGCCAGAUAAGCGAAUCAAAGCAAGAAGUAGAAAAAGCACAAAUGAAGCCCCUUCCAGAGAGCAAGUCGUCCAUGAUCUUGCCGAACAAUAAAAGGUGUUUGGCCAUCAAAGAAGAAAAGAAUUCAUCUGAAGAGAUAAUGGCGAUUAUGAGCUUGGGACUAGAACGUCCGGAGCCAGUAGAGAGCCCAGUUGAGGUUUGCCUGAAUCCAGAACGUCCAGAAAGGAUGCUGAAAAUUGGAUCCGUCCUGGGUCCUCAGACCAAGGACGCCUUGGUUACCUUGCUGACAGAAUUUGAGGAUUUUUUGCAUACACUAUUGAGGAAAUGCCGGGGAUUGAUCCCGAAGUCGCUGUGCACAAGUUAA